Brassica oleracea var. oleracea is the source of this 1308-nucleotide messenger RNA. Its product is annotated as zinc-finger homeodomain protein 10. The coding region runs from base 149 to 1102 and encodes 317 amino acids. Gene Ontology annotation, biological process: regulation of DNA-templated transcription; regulation of developmental process. NCBI's taxonomy places the organism in Eukaryota, Viridiplantae, Streptophyta, Magnoliopsida, Brassicales, Brassicaceae. Gene Ontology annotation, molecular function: DNA-binding transcription factor activity; transcription cis-regulatory region binding. The record is from RefSeq and is a predicted model, not a curated record. Gene Ontology annotation, cellular component: nucleus. The transcript is spliced from 2 exons.
UUUUUUACUUAUCUUUUCUUCUCCACUCUCUCUAGAACUCAUAUUCCAUACUCCAUAGCCUCUCAGGGUCUCCAGCUUAAAAUCUAAACCCUAAGUUUCUUUCUUUUCUUCUCAUUUUCGUGGAACAUUAUUGAUGUUUUGAGCUGUUAUGGAUAUGACGACUCAUACAACAAUAACAUCUCCUCCUAAAUCACCUGAACCAGAACCCGAAACUCCGACCCGGAUCCAACCGGCCAAACCCAUUUCCUUCAGCAACGGCAUCAUCAAACGCCACCACCAUCCUACUCUCCUCUUUACUUACAAAGAAUGUCUCAAAAACCACGCCGCGGCUUUAGGUAGCCACGCGCUAGACGGUUGCGGCGAAUUCAUGCCGUCUCCGUCGUUAGUCUCCACCGAUCCAACUUCUCUCAAAUGCGCAGCUUGUGGUUGCCACCGUAACUUCCACCGCCGUGAACAAGGCAACGACUCCUCAAUCCCUCCGCCUCCUUCCUCAGUCGCCGCCACAAUUGAGUAUCAGCCUCACCACCGUCACCAUCCACCACCACCACAAUUACCUCCUCAUCCUCCUCCUCGCAGCCCUAACUCCUCUUCUCCGCCGCCGAUUUCCUCAUCUUACAUGCUCUUAUCUCUCUCCGGGACUAACAACAACAACUUAGCUUUCUCCGGAAACAACCACCACCACCAAACCGGAUCUCGUAAGCGGUUCCGAACGAAGUUCAGCCAGUUUCAGAAAGAGAAGAUGCACGAGUUCGCCGACCGAGUCGGGUGGAAGAUGCAGAAACGCGACGAAGACGAUGUCCGAGAAUUCUGCCGUCAGAUCGGAGUUGACAAAGGCGUUCUCAAAGUCUGGAUGCACAACAACAAAAACAACUUCAACCGCCGCGAUAUCCAAUUCUCCAUCGCCGCCGGAGCCACCGAGAUCCACAAAACAGAUAACGGCGGUGGAGGAAUCCUCGCUCCGAUUCCCGCCGGUGAAACUAACAAUAACGGAGGCAACGAGCUUCACCACAGUGUUAGUAACGGCGGAGGAGGGUUUGAUAGUGAUAGUGGUGGCGGUGGAGGAGCUCACGGCGGUAACGUAAACGGGUCGUCGUCGUCGUGAAGUAAAGAUCAGAGUCAGAUUCAAUAAAGAAGCUUAAGCUUUGUAGCUUUAGACUAAGCCACUCGUAUUAUCAUCGUUAAUUACUUCUAUUAAUCUUAAUUAAAAACCUUAAGCUGUGUUUGGUUUGUAGUUUAAUUUUUAGUUUUAAUUAAAUUUACUUUACCACGACGUUGUCUCGCUUGAUGAGGAAUAAUAGCAUUGCGAAU